ACACAUUCAUUACAUUACACCAACGAUAGCGACUUUAAACUAGAGCUCUCGCAAACGCAUCAACAUAAAAAAAACAGUGUGUUUCAGUGUGCGAUUGUUUGCAUUUUGGUCGAAACUAGACUUGCUCUGUCUGAGUCUGGUAUCCUUUCGAAAGUGCUGAACACCCAACAGACGGCUUACGCACGAGUCAUCCAGUUGGCCCCAUAUCAUUGAACCCUUUUUCCGUCUGCAGCGCGUGAUAAUCUCGGAAGCAAGUGGAAGUGACAUUACGUGUGAAGUGACAGUGUCCUUGAGGAAGCAAGAACGAGAAGAAACCAGUUCCUACCCCCAGAAUGAUGGACCCCGAUGAAAAUGAUCUGAUCGAUAAACUAAUUUCCCCAACGGGAUCGUUCGGCACCGGUGCCCAGCAGAAGGUAAUCGUGCAACGGAAUUCGCCAAUUCUAUUCCCCGGAGGGACACCAUUGACCAUCAAUGCUACGAGUUCGCUGUUAGUGCCAAAUUCGGUGCCCCUGGCCGUGGCUCCACAGCAACUGUCAUUUGCCACGGCAUCAGCAGGAAUAGAUGGUGGAGGUGGCCCUGGAGUGGAUUCCACUUCGGUAAUUGUGCUCAACAAGGACACUCCACUUCCACCGGGAGCAUUCCCCAUCAACGUCAUGGCAGCUGAUCCCCAACAGCAGCAGCAGUUUGUCCAUGGUGGUGGUGGUGGUGGUUUGCAGAAAGUCAUCGUCGCCGCCAAUCCCGGAACGAGUGGAACCGUAGCUGGCCACGGCGGAGUGCAGAUUGUUUCAGCGGGUACCAUGAAGGCGUUCCAACAGAAGUUGCACACACCUGGCUUCAAAGUUCAAAUUGGAAAUACGAACAUCAUGUCACUGCAGCAGAAAAUAAUUGCGCCAAUGAGUCAUCAAGCUCCCCAGGGACCGCCAUCCAUGACAAUGAUCCAGCCAAGUUCUCUUGCUAUGCCCGGAACCGCCGAUCUUAAGCGUCUUCCAUCGUCCAUCAAGAUCCUGAAACCCAUUGCCCCAAAACCGGUAAUUGCUAACUACGCCAAUACAGUGAUCAAACCUGCCCAGGAAAGCACUAUCCAAACACCUUCGCCAAACGCGUCCAGUGUUUGUCAUCAUGUGCUUCCAUUCGGGACAACCAUCAAAGUCACUGCCGGAAAUGAACAACUCCCGCUUGCCAUUUCCAAACCCCAGCAAAUCAUCCAACCGCCCUCUUUGAUCCAACAACAGGCGCAAUUUCAGCCACAACAACCCCAGCACCCUCAAAUGCAACCAAUUCAACAGCAGCCACAAUCCCCAUCUACAUCAACUCUUCUUAAACAAAUCCGGCCGCUUUCGCCGGCCACGAUGGCUACCCAGCCAAACACCGUACUAUCAUCACCAACCCAAAAUAAAGUCAUCAUCAACAAAAUUAUCUACAAAACUCCGGAAAGCCAUCUUGGACCAGGUCCAACUGCCGGACAACCGCGGAUCGUUGCCGCAACGCCGCCCCUCUCACCAGUUUCAAUCCCAGAUCUGAAACGCAAGAUCAUCAUCGCCAACAAUUCCAACCGUACGCGGCUACCAUCUCCAGGCCAGUCACAGUCGUCGAUUCCACAACGGUCGACUACAAUCCAACCCGCUCAAACCCAGAUCUUCGUUCAGGCAGCCAAUCCUACAUUGCCACUAGCACCGGCACUUGCAGCAGCUAGAACUACCAUCGAUAACAUUCCAACUACCAUGCAAGCGGUCAUUUCCACCUGCAGCAGUAGCAAUAUAACCGUAACACCGAUGAUGGUUGAUCCUACUCCACCGAUGUUCCCUUCAUUUCAAGAAGAGAAAGCUCAAUCCACGGUUGAUACGCCCACCAAACAACCGGAUGAUCUUCCCGAAUCGUCUGAACCAUCGUUCCAUAGCUCGUUUGAGGAGUUUAGCAAAACUAUAUCACAAAGCAGUUCCCAGGUGGACGCAUCGGAAACGGAAGUUUCCUCGACAACAACCGAACAGAUGACGGCAGGCGCGGAAGAUCAGGAACCCAAGGAAGAUUCGAACGACGAAGAGGCAGAAGCGGAGGAAAUUGAGCAGGAAAUGUUGGACAGCUCGCAAGGUUCGGCACGAUCCAAUACCAUUAGUAGUGAGAAGAUCGAAAAAGAUGAAAACGAAGAAAAGAACAUCGAGCCACAUGUACAAGAGCUGCCAGAAGGUAUGAAGACUCCAACGAAGAAACGUGAUGAAGAAUCCACACCGGAGGAUAUUUUGAGUGAACAACUCAAAAGUCCUCGGCUUCAUAAAAGAGCCAACUCAGACGUGCAGCAGCAUUCAAGUCCAGUUCGCGCUCGACGGCUUUCCGAACCAACCAAACCUGAUGAUCCGCCAAAAGAGAAUGAAGAGGAUGUGCCCCCGAUGCCGAAGCCUUUGGCAAUCAUCAAAAAGACCCGAAACCGAAGAUCCGUCAGCCGAAGAAGCAGGUCGUCCAAGUCAUCAAUCCACUCGUCGCUUCUUUGUAACGAAAAGUUAGAAACGGAGUCGGAUGAAAGUCGCAGUGUCAAAACUUCGGCAUCUAGUCUGCAUACGAUCAGUCCCCCGAAGAAGGAAGACACUUCGGAUUCACCACCGGCGUACGAUCAGGAUAAGCUCCAAGCGGCGAUCGAGGGCUACAAGAAGAGGCAAGCUAUGGUUAAGUCAAGCCGCGAGAAGAGCCGUUCCGAGUCACGAUCGGUAGUGGAUCGCGAAGAAAAAGAGGAGAAAGAUUUCAUCGAAGGAGAUUUCGGUUCCACACCGUCGGAUCUCAUCAAAUGGAACGAUGGAAUCGGAUAUAUGCGGAGCAGUUUCUUGCAUUUCCAGUUCAACCAGUUUGGAUUGGUGGAACCGAUGGAUAUCAAGGAGUACCUGAAACACGUAAACACGAAUGUAUACGAUUCGCUCAAGGAUCCAGUUGGAAGUCGACCGUCCGCAAAGGCAGCUAGGAAGAAACGUAAAACGCCAAGUACGGAAGGAUCAUACCACUGCAAGGGUUGUCGAGGUCGUGGCACUGCUGGGGACUUCGCCACCCCUGAUUACUGUUCAAUAGCUUGUAUGAAGAAAACCAAAAAUGAACCCCUAUUGUCGAGUAUUGCCUAUUCGAAGUCUCUUCAGCGUAAAGGCAUCGGAUCUUCCGAGUCGUCAACAUCCAACACCACGCCAUUCCCUACGAGCGACGACGACUCUCUGGGAAGCUCGCUUAACUUUGCCAAUGCCUUUAAAGAGAAGAGCAUUUUCCCGCCCAAAGAAAGUAGCACUCCCAGGCCAACGGUUCAGGAAGCACCCCCGAUUCAAGAGCUGAACCAACCAAAAUUCUCCUGGGAAACUUACCUGGCCAAGACCCAAGGCACGCCCUCGCCGUUGGAUUUGUUCACGAACCCUUACCCGAGUGGACUGAACCGAUUCCGCAUCGGUAUGAAGCUGGAAGCAAUCGAUCCGGAAAACAAUUCUCUGUUCUGUGUGUGCAGCAUCGUGGACGUUCGAGGCUACCGGUUGAAGCUGACUUUCGAUGGCUAUUCGCGCGAUUACGACUUUUGGGUGAAUGCCGAUUCGUUGGAUAUUUUCCCGGCCGGUUGGUGCCAGAAGACGAAUCGUAUUUUGCAGCCUCCCAACGGGUACGACAGUGAUUUUAGUUGGAUCAAGUAUCUCAGCGAGAAGCAGGCAACGCCAGCCCCGAGGCAUUUGUUCAAACAUCUCAGUGUAACGUCGAAUGAGAACAAGUUUGAAAUCGGCAUGAGCCUGGAAGCAGACGAUCUGAAGAAAUCGGGCAAAGUUUGCGUCGCUUCUGUGACGGAUAAAAUCGACAAUCGUAUACUGGUCCAUUUCGACGGUUGGGACGAACGAUACGACUACUGGGUGGAUAUUCACUCACCGUACAUCCAUCACAUUGAUUGGCACCACGAGAAUGGCUACAAUAUUACUCCGCCACCAGAUUGGAGCAAAGGUGACUUCGAGUGGGCCAAAUACAUUCGGCUGAAGUCACGGCGGAUAGGCAAGGCCAUAAUCCCGGCGGACCAGUCGCUUUUUGCCACGCGACAACCGAUGGAUUUCAAACCGGGCAUGAAGUUGGAGGUGGUGGACCGCAAGAACCAGAUGCUCCUGCGACCGGCAACGGUUGUGGCCACGGAUGGGUACGAAAUCAAGGUGUGCUUCGACGGGUGGCCGAACUUUUACUCGUUCUGGAUCGAGGACGACAGCUCGGACAUCCAUCCGAUGAACUGGUGCAAGAGGACAUAUCACCCUAUUGAAUUUCCUCCAGAUCAUCGACCUGCAUCCAUCAAAAGUACCUGCGAAGUUUCCUACUGCUUGGGGCAAGGCAAUGCCAAAAUUCUGAGCAAAUCGUUCCACACGCGAGAAGUGGAAUGUCCUUACAAGGCCAACAACUGGUUGCUGGAAGAUAGGAAAAAGAUGCGACUAACGCAUGAACAAAUCAUCACCCUGAAGAGCAGCAGUGCUCCACAUGAACCACUGCCCCCGGAGGCGCCCCCAGCGAAGAAAAUUAAAAAGGAACCCGAAGAACCUCUCCCAAUGCAACCGGAGCAACUCCCGGCGUCGAUACCGCCCCUUAGAAACGUCCAACAGACGUCAACCCCCUCGAAUGGCAGCACAGUCCCGCUGGAUCCACUGAUAAAGACGGCCCUUCCGGUGAUAGCCGACUUCGGUCCUCGGUUGAAGCAGUCCUACAAACUGUGGAGGUCCACCAGCCGGAUACUGGACCGCUGCACGGACGGCAUGGCAGAUUACGACCGUAAUCCCCUGUGUUGGUCCGUGGAGGACGUCGCAUCUUACGUGGAACGGUUUCCGGGAUGCUCCAUGGUAGGCAAUCAAAUUCGCGAGGAGCAGGUCAAUGGAAUGGCGUUCCUGAGUAUGACUCAGGAAGAUCUGAUCAAAUACCUUGACGUUAAGCUAGGUCCGGCAAUCAAGCUGUACAACCGGAUAAUACAUCUCAGGUUGCAAGUGGAAAAGCAUUUCAUAAAGUUUUAAGCUAUAUAUAAUAAAAAUUAGUCAUAAACUCUAACACAUGUUCCGUUGGGCAUAUAUAGUUUGUAUGUUUAGCAAUUGCCACCCGUCAUUAAGUAUGGUGGACAAGCUUAUUACAAAACGUAUCCAAAUUUCCAUGUGAAAGUUGGAGAUGUCUCUUGCGAACCAAAAUAAGGCUCAAUUUGGUUUUCGCAAAAUGUAAAUAGUCAGUUUAAAUAUAUUCUUCCUUUUCCCCUGAAUAAAGGAUUAGCAGUAUCUAUAACGAAAUCAAAUUUAAAUAAAUAAUUAUUCCUACAGUUUUUGAAUACAGCAAA
Aedes aegypti (yellow fever mosquito) is the source of this 5296-nucleotide messenger RNA. RefSeq names its product lethal(3)malignant brain tumor-like protein 3 (gene l(3)mbt). Gene Ontology annotation, cellular component: nucleus. Bases 333 to 4985 code for a protein of 1550 amino acids. Lineage: Eukaryota; Metazoa; Arthropoda; Insecta; Diptera; Culicidae. Gene Ontology annotation, molecular function: zinc ion binding; protein binding. The record is from RefSeq and is a predicted model, not a curated record. Gene Ontology annotation, biological process: regulation of DNA-templated transcription. The transcript is spliced from 7 exons.